AUGACGGAUCCCAAUCCGCAAGGCGGACACCUCGAACACCGCUCUUUGCGGGACUGGCUUGCGGGCUUCUUCCGAGCACCUCUGUCAAACAGCUCUGCAGAUCCUCCGCCUGAACGGAUUCCCGAGACUUUAGAACCGAACGAUAGAACUCGCUUGUUGAAAUUGGACGAUGGUCAAGGAGGUCCCGCAUACGGUACGAGAGAUGGUUUAUCGACGCCGCAGGUUGACGGUGGCCCUGAAGGACAUAUUCGGAAUGGGAACGGAAAUCCAACAUUUGUACAAGGACCGGAGAACCUGCCUCCCAGGACUGGGUCAGGUCUGGCAUGGCCUGUGAAGAACCACAAGACGAUGUACCUCUCAUACUACAUCCCGUUCUUCAACUGGAUCACACAAUAUCGCUGGUCCUUUCUUCGAGGCGACUUGAUCGCAGCCUUGACAAUCGCAUCAAUCUAUAUUCCCAUGGCACUAUCUUUGGCUUCGAACCUCGCCCACGCGCCAGCAAUCAACGGCCUGUACUCAUUCGUUUUUAUGCCACUGCUCUAUGCAAUCCUGGGAAGCAGUCCUCUGCUCGUUGUUGGUCCGGAAGCAGCUGGGUCACUAUUGACGGGAACAAUUGUCAAAACUAGCGUUAAACAAGGCCACUCGCAGGAGGACGAUGAGGCCGCAAGCGCAAUGGUCGUAGGCAUAGCCACUGCCAUGGCAGGGGCCAUGAUACUAGUCGCUGGACUGACCAGGCUGGGUUUCCUGGAUAAUGUACUCAGUCGACCUUUUCUGAGAGGUUUUAUCACUGCCAUUGGCUUUGUCAUCUUUGUUGACCAGCUCAUCCCGGAAGUUGGAUUGGCAGAUUUGGCCAAAGAGGCCGGUGUCAGCCAUGGCAGCACAGUGCAGAAGCUUGUCUUCUUCGCUCAGAAUAUCAAGAACUGUCAUGGUCUUACAGCUGCUGUAUCCUUCGGUAGCUUUGCAAUUAUCAUGCUUUUUCGGACGAUCAAAAAAGGACUCGAACCACGAUACCCUCAGGUCGUCUACUUCCCUGACCGUAUCCUUGUUGUGAUCCUCUCGGCCAUUCUGACCUGGCGUCUUGGAUGGUACGAGCAGGGGCUGGAAGUUCUAGGCUCGGUCCAGAACACUGCCACUGGGCUCUUCGCAUUCAGGUGGCCCUUCCAACUCAAACAUUUGAAGCACGUACGCACCGCUAUGAGCACCUCCUUCAUCAUUGCUAUUCUUGGCUUCUUCGAGUCCUCCGUUGCUGCCAAGGGCCUCGGGGAGAGACGAGACGGUGUCCAAGGCAUGUCUGUCAGUGCGAACAGGGAGAUGGUUGCUCUAGGCGUUGCUAAUGUGGUUGGGGGCUGCUUUAUGGCUCUCCCUGCCUUUGGCGGAUACGGACGGAGCAAAGUCAACGCUUCUACGGGAGCACGCUCCCCUAUGAGCAGUAUCUUCCUCAGUAUUAUCACCUUCAUUGUUAUUAUGGUGCUCUUGCCAUAUUUAUAUUAUCUUCCUAAAGCGGUACUAUGCUCUACGAUAUCGGUUGUCGCAUACAGUCUUAUAGAGGAAUGCCCCCACGACGUCGCCUUCUUCAUCCGGCUGCGUGGUUGGACAGAGCUUGCAUUGAUGCUUCUCAUCUUCGUCUCCACUAUAUUCUACUCGCUGGAGCUGGGUAUCGCGCUUGGCAUUGGGCUCUCAAUUCUGAUCCUGAUCCGUCACUCGACCCAGCCUCGCAUCCAGAUUCUCGGAAAAAUAGCUGGGACAUCCGACCAAUACGACAACGCCGAAAUGCACUCAGAGAAUGUGGAGCUCAUUGACGGCGCCCUUGUUGUUAAGAUUCCCGAGCCGCUCACCUUCGCCAACACUGGCGAUCUCAAGAAUCGCUUGCGCCGUCUAGAGUUCUAUGGCUCCAAUCGCGCACAUCCGUCCCUCCCACGAUUGCGGCCCCCGGAGUCGAAUAAGAACGUCAUCUUUGACGUUCACGGUGUCACAAGCAUCGAUGGCUCCGGUACGCAGGUCCUCUCCGAGAUUGUGAAUGAUUACAUCAAUCUCGGAGUCAGUGUCUAUUUCUGUCGCCUUUCGAAUCGCAGCGUUUUCCGCAUGUUCGAAAGAAGCGGCAUCGUCGACCGAUGCGGAGGCAUGUCUCAUUUUGUCCCUGGAGUCGACGAGGCGCUUCGGCUCGCUGAAUCCGAAGGCCGUGCCUCGGAACCUUGA
Molecule: messenger RNA, 2196 nt
Organism: Aspergillus luchuensis
Lineage: Eukaryota; Fungi; Ascomycota; Eurotiomycetes; Eurotiales; Aspergillaceae
Product: SulP family inorganic anion transporter
Exons: 4
Coding region: 1-2196 (731 amino acids)
Biological process (GO): transmembrane transport
Cellular component (GO): membrane
Molecular function (GO): sulfate transmembrane transporter activity
Source: RefSeq, a predicted model, not a curated record